Messenger RNA from Recurvomyces mirabilis, 1404 nucleotides. It is a transcript of the gene SNF4, whose product is annotated as AMP-activated serine/threonine-protein kinase regulatory subunit. The coding region runs from base 1 to 1404 and encodes 467 amino acids. The transcript has 4 exons. NCBI's taxonomy places the organism in Eukaryota, Fungi, Ascomycota, Dothideomycetes, Mycosphaerellales, Teratosphaeriaceae. Gene Ontology annotation, cellular component: nucleus; cytoplasm; nucleotide-activated protein kinase complex. The record is from RefSeq and is a predicted model, not a curated record. Gene Ontology annotation, molecular function: protein kinase binding; protein kinase regulator activity; AMP binding. Gene Ontology annotation, biological process: regulation of catalytic activity; protein phosphorylation.
AUGUCAGAUGACGCAUCGAAAGCAGGCGAUGUGAGGGGCAGCGAAGGAGAAGAAGAUCAUGCGACAGGGAACGCCUCUUCCGCUGCUAAGGUUCAUGACAACGCUAGCCAUGCAGAACAUGUCUUGCCUGCUUCCCACAACGUCCUCAAUGAUGAUGCUCCUUGUCCUCCCCAGCCGAAAGAUACGCCUGUUACCGAACAGGGCAGCCCGUCUCCGACUACUUCUCCAAAGGGUGUAGCUGGAUCAGUAGCGAUACCGACGCCCACGCUUACAGAAGCGCAUCCCACGUCCGCUGCUGCUGGACCACCGAAAUUCGUCGCGCCGUCUUCUUAUUUGCGACCUUUGUCAUCACGUGGACAACAGCCCGCCGAAGCUGCGACUGCGAUAGAGACCGGCUCGAGGCCGGGAAGUUCACAGCGUGGGAGUGGGCAGAUGAGCUCGCCGUUGGAUCGGGAGCAGCUUGAGGGUCUGCGUGCCAUUCGUGCCUUCCUCAAAGUGCGCACGAGCUACGAUGUCCUACCCCUCAGCUACCGACUCAUCGUCUUCGACACUUCAUUGCUAGUCAAGAAGAGUCUGAAUAUCCUCACCCAGCAAGGCAUCGUCUCAGCCCCACUCUGGGAUAGCAAAACCUCCACCUUUGCCGGCCUCCUCACUACCUCCGACUACAUCAAUGUAGUCCAAUACUACUGGCAGAACCCAGACGCCCUAGCCCAAGUCGACCAGUUCAAGCUUAACAGUCUCCGCGAAAUCGAACGAGCUAUCGGCGUCACGCCCCUCGAAACCGUCUCCAUUCACCCCAAUAAACCGCUCUAUGAAGCCUGUAGACGCAUGCUCGAGUCCCGCGCACGAAGAAUCCCACUUGUAGACGUAGACGACGAGACAAGGAGGGAGAUGGUGGUGAGCGUGGUGACACAAUACAGGAUCCUAAAAUUCGUGUCGGUGAAUGUGAAAGAGACGCAGAUGCUGAGGAAGCCUUUGCGGGAUAUUGCGUGUGGGACGUUCACAGAUAUCACGACGGCGAGGAUGGAUACGCCGGUUAUGGAUGUGAUUCAUCAGCUGGUUAAGAGAAAUAUCUCGUGCGUGCCGAUUCUGGAUAAGGAGGGGACGGUGUUGAACGUUUUCGAGGCGGUGGAUGUGAUUUCUUUGAUCAAGGGCGGGGACUAUGAUAAUUUGAAUCUGAGCGCUGGGAAGGCGUUGACGAUGAGGUCGGAGGACUUUCCCGGCAUCUACACCUGCACCCUCAGCGAUCGGCUCGAUACCAUCUUCGACACGAUACGGAAGUCGCGGGUUCACCGAUUGGUGGUCAUCGACGAGCGGAAUAAGCUGAAAGGCGUGCUGUCGUUGAGCGAUAUCUUGGAUUACACUCUUAACAGUCCGCUGGACGAGGAUCAUGAUGAUAAGUAG